AAAAGGUGAAGAGCAGAAAACUUAAAGACAUCAAGUACUGCGGAGCUGAAAUCAGACGCCACAAACUAAAGAAAGAGAAUAUCUUUCUGAGCCAUUUUAAAUUGUUUGCUGUAUUUAAAGAAAUCUAACAGGUCUUUGGAGAUGGAAAGCCUACGAGUGGUCGUCUACCUGUCCGUCUUCCUCUCAGUGAUGACAUCUGUUUGUCGGGGUGAAAGGUCAACUGAGAACCAGCUGCCCUCUGCAUCAGAUGUGCCAGCCUUUGGACUUGAACUGGCUGAAGCUCUGCAGGGUCUCCUAGAUGAAGCUGACAGCAGAGUUGGUCUCUCUGUGGAGAAGAAGGCGAGCGUCAUUCCCAGGUGUGACGUAGGCGAGCGCUGUGCAAUGAAACACGGGCCUCGGAUCGGACGGCUCUGCGACUGCCUCAGAGGAACGGCCUGCAACACCUUCUUCCUGCGCUGCUACUGAUCCCUCACUCCCUUUAUUAUUUCCACCCUCAUAAGAAGGUGAAAUAUAACCGUUAACAUAUAAUCAGGUCUGUUCUGUUAUACGGACUUUAACUGUUCUCACAAAGAUCAAAGUAUGCACUGACACACACUCCUAGAUUUGUCUGCAUGUUUGUUGUUUUAAAGUUUUUGUGUCUGUAAUACAGAGUGAUUUAUUUUGUUAAUAAAGAUUGUUCAUACAGCUCCUGGACUUUAGUGAUGUUAUGAUUUUCAUACCACAUCUUAGGUCAUUUAUUUGCCUGACGAGUCAAACACAGACUGUUGAAGCAUUAAAUCAUUGUGUCUUUAACACAUACAUGUGGUCUAUUGUUUUUAUGCUUAAACUAUAAACAGAAUCAAAUCUUUAAUUCAGGUUUUAAGUUAUUAGUCUCCCCCUUAUUUAUUGUGAAUUAAUGUUUACAUAAAUCUGGAAUUUAAAUAUGUCCGUUGUCUGUCCUAUAAAGUUGUCUUAAACAGAUGAAUGUUAUAGAGAGAAAUGUUUGUUUGAUAUAUUCUUUACCCUGCUGAUAUGUAUGAUUUAGCCUGUGAAUCUUUAUCUUUUUUGCAAUUAAAUAAAUGGUGGUGUACCACA
Messenger RNA from Cyprinodon variegatus (sheepshead minnow), 1074 nucleotides. RefSeq names its product cocaine- and amphetamine-regulated transcript protein-like (gene cart4). The record is from RefSeq and is a predicted model, not a curated record. Gene Ontology annotation, biological process: G protein-coupled receptor signaling pathway; negative regulation of appetite; positive regulation of MAPK cascade. Lineage: Eukaryota; Metazoa; Chordata; Actinopteri; Cyprinodontiformes; Cyprinodontidae. The transcript has 4 exons. Bases 142 to 465 code for a protein of 107 amino acids. Gene Ontology annotation, molecular function: neuropeptide hormone activity.